UAUCCAUUGAUCUUGCUUUAUCUUUGUCUCAUUUAAUCAAUAUAGAAGCUCGAGAAAAUCAAUUACUAUAAGUUUUUGAAACAAAAAGACUCUAAUUUACUGUGUAGACUACAGUUUCGCGUGGUGUGUAUAUUUACAGUUGGUGUGUGGCACAUAACUAGUGAAGCAUGACAUUAUUCAAGGCAUCUAUUGAAAUAAUUUCUCCUCUGUUUUGUUCAUAUUGGCGUUUUCCACUCGGGUUUCGAGUGAAGGAUUGAUUGUGAAAACAUGGUGUUAAAGCAUGUGUUUGAGUCAAAUAAUUAGAAUUCGGAUGGGGUAAUGGCACAUUGAAUCCGGAUGAAUUGAACCGAUAUCUUUUGAGAUGAAUAUUCUGUAGGUUAACUAAAUAUUGUGUUGAAACCAAUGGGUAUUUCUUCACAAGGCUCGAUAUUUAUCAGACCACAGCCUCUUGUUAACACUGUAGCUUAUAUAAGUUUAUGGAAAAGUUUCUGUGCCUUCAAAUUUGGAAAUUUCUAGCAUAAAUAUAUAUCUUUGGUAUGUUAUACUGAUUCUUCAGUAUGCUAGUGAUGCUUCAAAAGUUCAAUUAAUAAUACGACAAGAAGGCAGUGAACUCUUCUUAAUAAAUGACGUGCGUGAGACUUUCCAGCUUCAUGAUUUAUGUUCUUUCUUGCCAUAGAAUUUUGCAAAUCAAUGGCACCAGGAGGACAUAUCUUCAAACAAACUACACUUACAGGGAAAACUAUUCGAGCUACUCAAUCUUCGGAUGAAUCAAAUAAUGUUACUCCCCCUGUUAAUACAGAUGAUUCCACUAAGAUCAGGAAUGGUCGUGGCAAGACUAGAGGGAAAGGUCUUGAAAGGAUGAGGAAGACUAUGGGAAGCAAGAUGAAAAUUGAGAUUCCACUUGGUAAAGGGAGGCCAACUAAGCCAACUCAAUCGGCAAAAUUAUCCAAUGAACUAGGGAUAAUUGCCAGGAAUUUUCUUUCGCUUCCAAACAAGUGGAAGGAACUCACAAGAGAGGACAAAGAUGCAGCACUAAUUAGGUGCCACGUAAGGAUUCUAUAAUCUUGUAAUUUUAUUACAUGGUAGUGAUUAUAGUGAGUUCUCUUCUUUCGGGUAUUGCUGUUAUUCAUCCAUCUAUUUAUUUGGCGAACUCAUCGGCGAUAUCUAUCU
Messenger RNA from Lycium ferocissimum, 1170 nucleotides. RefSeq lists its product as uncharacterized. Lineage: Eukaryota; Viridiplantae; Streptophyta; Magnoliopsida; Solanales; Solanaceae. The transcript has 3 exons. Bases 658 to 1062 code for a protein of 134 amino acids. The record is from RefSeq and is a predicted model, not a curated record.